This is a messenger RNA of Lineus longissimus, 2062 nucleotides long. RefSeq names its product FMRFamide receptor-like. Bases 1 to 1107 code for a protein of 368 amino acids. Gene Ontology annotation, cellular component: plasma membrane. Gene Ontology annotation, molecular function: G protein-coupled receptor activity. Lineage: Eukaryota; Metazoa; Nemertea; Pilidiophora; Heteronemertea; Lineidae. The transcript has a single exon. The record is from RefSeq and is a predicted model, not a curated record. Gene Ontology annotation, biological process: G protein-coupled receptor signaling pathway.
AUGGAGACCAUUGUUCCCGGCACCGCCUUGGGACUGCCAGAAAUCCGUCCUGGCACAACAACCUUCUCGGCAACAAGACGAGGCCAGUCUUUAUUUUACUUUGAUUUUUGGGAAUGGAAGCUUCAAUUAAUUCUCUGGAAGUUUGCCCCGCCUGUUUUAGUCAUAUUAGGAACCAUGUUUAAUGGAAUGACAAUAGUGGUCGUGAUUCAGAGACAGUUUGGAAAAUCAUCCACGAGAAUUUUAUUAAUCUCUCUUGCGGUGGCAGAUACUGGUGUAUUACUAACAAAACUUGUUCGUAGGUGGGGGGAAAAGACGUUCAAUUUAGACUUUCCAUAUGCGCUGUCGGUAUUCUGCCCUAUUGAUGUGUUCUUCAUUUACUUCUUCCGUCACUUUUCCAGCUGGGGCAUAACCUUAAUAACGAUAGAGAGGUGGAUAUCGGUGACCCAUCCCCUAAGAGCAAAGAUGUUGUGUACAAGGAAAAACACUUACAUAGCCCUCUCUAUAUCAGUUGUAGUUAUAUCCGCCCUCAACUCUCAUAUUCUCUUCUUUUAUGAAAUACUUGACACAAAGAAUGUUGAAUGUUAUAUCAGAGAUGGGACAUUAUACAAAAGCUUCUGGCUAAUGAAAUGGUACUGGAUCGACUUGAUGGCGUUUUCGGGCCUGCCUUUCCUUGCCAUAUCUUACUGCAAUUGUUCUAUUCUAUAUCAGGUUCUCCAAGGACAAAAAAUGCGCAACAAGCUACAGAAUUCGGGCGACCAUUCUGUUGCCAGUGCAGCCAAAUUGACAAGUAUGACGCGCAUGUUGACCAUAGUUAGUGUCGUAUUCAUUCUUCUAACCUUGCCCGUCUCUGUACAUUUCAUCGUUUAUGGUCAGCUCAUAGUUUCAUUUGUUACACAGAAGCAGAUUGCCCAAUAUGUCCUUAGCUAUACGGUUACAAACUUACUUAGUUACGUUAAUAACACUAUAAAUUUCCUACUUUAUUGCUUAAGUGGUACACAAUUUCGUCGCGAGGUUUUCCAAAUGUUCCGAUGUCGAAAAAGUGGUAAUGGCAGAAAGAGUUCGCAAACCCAUAGCAGGUCCAGCCGUUUGCAAACAAGAAGUGACUAGUAUAUGAUGUGUACCUCGCUGUUAACAGUGACAUUAUUGUAUCUCGAAUAGAAAAGAAGGUUUGUUUCGGCAGGCUAGAUCUUUAGCUAGAUCUUGACAUGAUGAUAAUUAUAUCAGUCACCUCCUCCGUGAUGGCGUUCGAGAUAAAAAAGGGAAUUAAUACGAUGCGAAGUUUGGCAAGAUAGUCCCAGUACCAAAUACUGAGCUGCCAUUCUAGACGAAUAAUCGGACUAAGGGAGCCUUUCUGAUCUUGCAAGUCGUCGCAAGGUUUUCCGAAUGUUCUUUGGUCGAAGGGGUGGAGUGGAGAGCCAACGUUCCUUUGACCAGCGAACAACUAGGAAAAUUGAUACUCAUGGAUUACAAAUGGAUUGAGUGUCGUGCAAGAGUGAAAUUGUAAAAGUUCAAUGGUUUAUUUGGUUAUUUGUUAGCCAAGAUAACAGUCUAACACUCACAAACCUUCGACAUAACAACUAACUAAGUUUAAUUAAAACUGGUCUCAUAUCCACUAUUAUCGCACAUUCGUUUUUCUACUGAUGACUAGAUGGAGAAAUAUGGAACGCAAAAACUCGAAUAAAGGCACUACAUGUCUUGUGCAACGAGGGCUUACCACAAAGCGUUCAUUGCAACUCGGUGCAUAUCAGCUAGUUGAGUUACAAUGACUCGUUUGGUAUGCAACUGCUGGCUCUUUUAGUCCAUAGCGUUCUACCACUUUUUUCGGCCCUUCACGCUGACGAUUUUUUUGACUUGCUACAUGGUGGCUGUGGCCAGGGACUUGAAUCUCCAGGAUGCCGCCGGCUUUAAAACCUGUAUCAUAGUUUUGAAAAAGGAAACUGUUGAUCUUUGUGAAUAUUUUUUGAAACAGUUGGGAUCUAGUUCAUUCUGGAUAGACAGGGAUAAAUGCACUGCCUAACAAUGUCUAUAAUUUGUACCUAUUCGGAGAAUGUUUAAUAUCCAU